Molecule: messenger RNA, 1416 nt
Organism: Aspergillus clavatus NRRL 1
Lineage: Eukaryota; Fungi; Ascomycota; Eurotiomycetes; Eurotiales; Aspergillaceae
Product: Spo7-like protein
Exons: 1
Coding region: 1-1416 (471 amino acids)
Biological process (GO): nuclear envelope organization
Cellular component (GO): Nem1-Spo7 phosphatase complex
Molecular function (GO): phosphoprotein phosphatase activity; protein phosphatase regulator activity
Source: RefSeq, a predicted model, not a curated record
AUGGUUUCACCGAGUCGGAGCCUGGAUCAACUAGUCAAAGGUUCUCCAGCUUCUGGCAGUCAUCCACCGUCAUCCUCGACUGCUUCCAAGCAAUUGAGCCCGCUUCAGCCGGCCUUCUCCCCAGAGUCGCCGGACGCCUCGUCCCCACCCCGUUCGUCGACCCCGGAUCUGCUCUCGACUUUACCUUCCUCUCCGCCUCAAAUCUACCUAAAUCUUCUCAUCCUCGAGAGCUCGCUGAGAGCUCAAUACCUGGCUUUACGCGAACGCCGACGACAAAAUACCUUCUUCCUUCUCCUGCUUGCCGCAUGGAUUGCCUACUUUGGCUACGCGCUCUACCUUCGGCCGCGGGAAGAUGGCAGUGGGGUGGGAGGAUCUGUCUACUGGAUGGUUGAAAUGGGAGAGAAAGUUGCGCUUCUAGGAGGUGUCAUCACGGCGCUGCUGGUUUGGGGUACAGGACAGUGGGAGCAGGGAAUCCGAUGGCCCCGGCGCUGGCUCGUCGUCGCCAACCGCGGUCUACGCACCAUGAACACCAAGAUCGUCAUCAUCCGAGGUCCUUGGUGGCAGGAAUUGCUAUCCUACCUCUCCUUUCUCUUCCCGUUCUCGGUCCCCUUUUUCCCUUCCCCAACGGGGAACUUCCACUAUCUUGAGCGCCCGUCGUCGGAGAAGCGCGGUAGUCGGCAGCACUAUCAGCAGUAUUACAACAACGUCGACAGCGAAUCGGGUCUGGUGGAGGAAGAUCUCAGCCCCGGCGGCGAUUACAUCCGGUUGCUCCUCCUUCCGAAAUCCUUCUCGCCCGAAUUUCGCGAGAACUGGGACGACUAUCGCUCUGAGUUUUGGGAAAAGGAGAACGAGCGACGCGCUCAGCUGCGCGAGAAAUUGCGGCAGAAGGAACGCCAGCUGGCGCAGCAGGAGGGCGGCUGGUUCUGGUGGCUCGGCUUGGGCUGGAAGGCAUCCCAACGGCGGCGACUUGUCGCGGCAAGCCUCAAAGCCAGCGAAGGCGACAAGCACCGCCUUCACCACCACCAUUCCUCCUCCAGCAUCUCCAAGCACGGCCACGACCUCAAGUCUCCGAUUCGGCGUAGCACGCGCUCCGAAUCUCACUCGCGCACCCCUUCUCGUAGUUCGACCCCAGUGGACAUCGACGACCGGCCCCCCUCCCGCUCUUCUGGCACCGGCCGUCCUCGUCGCGGAAGCACCACCCCGUCCUCGACCGCGUCAGGCACAGAGCACGGCUCGCAGCAGCGAAAAAAGAAGGGCACAAAGUCGCUUUCUCGCGGGCUAUCGCCGUUGACCCAGGUUCAAAUCAGGGAGGGCAUUUACAGCACCCCUUCGUUCUCUUCCGACGAUUCUUCCUUCAUGGGCAUCCCGGGAGAGAGAAAGGAAGGCAGUGAAUCCCGAGAGCCGAGUCCUGCGUAG